Molecule: messenger RNA, 411 nt
Organism: Lottia gigantea (owl limpet)
Lineage: Eukaryota; Metazoa; Mollusca; Gastropoda; Lottiidae
Exons: 2
Molecular function (GO): GTP binding
Source: RefSeq, a predicted model, not a curated record
AGUGAAAUAAGGAUUCUAUUGAUGGGCAAGUGCGGCAGUGGGAAGAGCUCGGUCGGAAACCUUUUACUUGGACAAAAAGUAUUUCAAGUUAGCAAAACUUGUAUAACUAAAACAAAACAGAGUCAGUUAGCAAGCCGUACACUAGAAGAUGGCAGAGUAUUAGUUAUAGUUGAUACACCAGGUUAUUGUAAUAGUCACCUGACAGAAGAGGAAACUCAGAAAGAAAUAGACAGAGGAAUGGAAUUACUAGCACCUGGUCCCCACAUUAUUAUAUAUGUUCAAAGUGUACGUCAAUUUUCAGGUGAUGAAAAGGAGUCAUUAGAGUUUAUAAAGAAACUGUUUGGAGAUAAUGUUAUUAAUCAUAUGAUUAUAGUUUUCACUGGAAAAGAUUCCUUAGAAGAUGAUGAAUUU